Lactuca saligna is the source of this 630-nucleotide messenger RNA. Lineage: Eukaryota; Viridiplantae; Streptophyta; Magnoliopsida; Asterales; Asteraceae. The record is from the annotation of a GenBank genome assembly.
AGGGUUUGUAUACAUGAACCAGUAUGGCGUGACUUCGAUAACCGAUCAUUUCUCAUUUCAUCCUCUGUCGACCCUUAGCAUUGCACAAGAAAACCCUAGUUUUCUACGAUGGUGAACUGGAGGAUUUGGCAAGAAUGGGAGGAAUACGAUCUCCAAAGCUCAUAUGCUGACAAUCCAUCUAUGUUCUCGUUACGAUUGAACUAUGGUGGAGUUUUUACGAAGUUUCUAGGCCGCAAAUACAUAAAGGGGAAGAUGAAAUAUAUUGAUGGCAUUGAUAGUGACUUGUUCUCGGUGCAUGAUAUGGACGAGAUAAUGGAAUUGCUUGAUUGUGUGGAACCAGGUAAAAGUAUUUACUAUCAUUUCAAACGACCAACCUGGGAUUUAGAUUUUGGGUUGUAUGCUUUGGGCUGUGACGAAGAUAUAAAACACUUUAGGUCAUACGUUUAUGAACACAAGGUGAUAGAAGUGUAUACGGAGUUUUGGGAAACCAAGCUACAUACGUAUCAAAUGUCCCCAAACCCUGCAAAGAUAAAGAUACACGAAAUUCCUGAGUCCCUUUGUCGUAAAAGCUUGCUAUUGACAUGGUCAAAUUCAGGGGAUUGUCCUAGUGAAGAAGCCCCUGUUUUUUGA